Penicillium samsonianum is the source of this 1247-nucleotide messenger RNA. RefSeq names its product DNA-directed RNA polymerase I subunit RPA34. The transcript has 2 exons. The record is from RefSeq and is a predicted model, not a curated record. The coding region runs from base 168 to 1106 and encodes 312 amino acids. Gene Ontology annotation, biological process: transcription by RNA polymerase I. NCBI's taxonomy places the organism in Eukaryota, Fungi, Ascomycota, Eurotiomycetes, Eurotiales, Aspergillaceae.
AUUCAUUUUGCGAAAUCGGCCUUGCUAAACUUCGCUUAUAUAUCCUGUGCAUUACUCUGUUGUUCCAUCCCAUUCAUCUUGUGAAUUUAGAGUGUGCCAAGCGCCGCGCAUCCUUGCGAAAGCAUUUUAGUCUCGACCUCGAGUUUGCCCAACACAGAGUAGCCGCCAUGGCAUCAUCCGACAGCGAUAGCAGCUCGAGCAGAUCGACCUCGCCUGAACUUACAACCGAAAAAGAGAAAAAAAUGACGAAACACUUGAAGGCGCAGGAAUCAAGCGAGGAAGAAACCUCAGACUCAGGUUCGGACUCGGAUUCCGACUCUGACGAUUCCAACGAAAUGAAGCCCGACUCCAGCUCAGGCAAGAAAGUUGUACUCUCCGGUCCUCAGCCAUACAAACCACCAGCGGGUUUCAAGUCUGCAAAGAAGCAGGCCCCGCCAUCCUCAAAGGCCUCCUCCCUUCUCUCCAACCUCAACGACAAACAAGUCCUCCACCUCACAGCACCAGCCUCUCUGCCUUUGUCCAAGGUCAAAGAGGUGUGCAUGGCCAAGAUCAUGCAGGGUGAACCGAUCAUCUCCCACGACGGUGUGAACUACGGCAUCCCAGUCGAGGCUCUUUCCGAGGCCGAUCCUGCGACCAAAUCGCUACUUCUUUUCGACGAGAAGACACAAACAUAUUGCACAGCAGCCCACAGCGUUCCAAGUUACCACGUCCAAGAAAUGAUCGGUCUUCCAAGCACAUCAAAAAACACCGAUGCUGCAGUGGCCGAAAUGCGCAAAUACGUCAAGCCAGCCCGGCCACAGCCGAAGAACUUGAAGAUGCGCUUCCGGCCUGUCGGUACAACCAGUGCGCCUCCAGAGACCCUUGGAUCUAGCUCGGAAUCCGAGGCUGAGGUGCCUUCGUUCAAGGUUCCCAGGGGAGAGGAACGGAAGAGGAAGCUUGAUCACGAUGAAGCUGAGGAUGAAGCUCCCCAAGCUGCGGCGCUUCCUCGGAAGAAGUCAAAGAAGCACUCACAAGAAAAGGAGGAUGAUAGUCUGAGCCGGAAGAAGUCCAAGAAGUCCCACAAGGACAAGGAAGAAAAGAAGCGGAAGAAGUCCGAAAAGGCAUGAUUUGGCGUUAGUGUUUUUUGAGAAUAGCUUUGUUCUAACGACGUCCCCAAUACUAUGUACAAUUUACAAUCUUACCUUUCAUCUUGGAUCAGGUAGCUCUUAUAGCCGGCUGCAAUUUGAACAAUGCUACAUGAGUUUGGC